Messenger RNA from Linum trigynum, 2737 nucleotides. The record is from the annotation of a GenBank genome assembly. Lineage: Eukaryota; Viridiplantae; Streptophyta; Magnoliopsida; Malpighiales; Linaceae.
CAAUCUUUGGGCCCAAACUCUAAUCCCUGAUGGCGGAAUUAGGGUUUUUAAUAUUCUUUCUCAGUUCUCCCAACUCCCGUUCCCGUACCUCCAUCAGCCGCCGGUCUGAGAGGGAAAUUGUCGAGUAAGGAAAAAGGAAGGAGAAGCGAUUAAGCGAAGAAGAAGAAGAAGAAGAGUGAAAAAUGCCGGCUGGGCACGGUCUUCGCUCCCGAACUCGGGAUUCCUUCUCAAGGCCCUUCAGGAAGAGGGGUUACAUCCCACUGACUACUUACCUGAGGACCUUCAAGGUCGGCGACCAUGUCGACGUCAAGGUGAACGGCGCCAUCCACAAGGGCAUGCCGCACAAGUUCUACCACGGCCGCACCGGUCGUGUCUGGAACGUCACAAAGCGUGCCGUCGGCGUGGAAAUGAACAAGCAGGUUGGGAAUAGGAUCAUCAGGAAGAGGAUCCACGUGAGGAUAGAGCACGUGCUGCCAUCCAGGUGCACCGAGGAGCUACGCCUGAGGAAGAAGAAGAACGACGAACUCAAGGCCGAGGCGAAGGCGAAGGGUGAAGUCAUCAGCACAAAGAGGCAACCAGAGGGGCCGAAGCCUGGCUUCAUGGUUGAAGGCGCCACCUUGGAAACUGUUACUCCCAUUCCCUAUGAUGUCACCAACGAUCUCAAGGGCGGUUACUAGGUGUGUUAUUAUCUCCUUUAAGGGUUUCAGUUUGUGGGUUAUGAGUUAUGACUGUGAGACUGCUGCACACUCUGGGUUAAGCUCCACUGAAUUUGGUUUCCGUAGCCACUAUCGCAAUUUCAUUGAGAUGAUGUUUCUUAGUGUGUCUGUAUGCAAGUUAGAUAUGUCCUUUUUGACACCUGAACAGAUAUCUGAGUUAAGAAGUGUUUGUGUAUGCAAUUAGUAGCUGGGAAUGAUUGGAUGUGUUGGUCGUGUUAAAGGCAGAGAAUAAGCAAAUUAGAGCUGGAAAGUGGAAGGAAUAUGUUUGUGGGUUAACAUUAGAUGCCAUUGAUUAACUGGGGCAGUAGGUAUCAUAAUAUAUGGAUAUGUGUCUGCCACUGCUGCGAUGUACAAAGUGGGGGAUUUGGCUCUUUAAUAUGCACAACCCUAAAAAACGAACACUAAAGUGGAUCUUGAUUCUUCCUUUUCGUAUGGGUAUUUGUUUCUUCUUCUUCUUUGGUAGACUAAUUGCCACCUGCUGUCAAGACUGAUGUAAAUGGCAGCGGCUGUCACCUGUUAUGGAUGCUUCAUUCCAUCGCUCAAACUCUCAAACAGAUUUGAGCUUUCCAAUUUGGAAACAAUGCUUCAUACCUUCUCAUUUGGAUGGGUGUUGAACCAAAAGUUCACUAGAAUUAGGUUGUAGUGCGACUGUCUGUUUCAUUUUCCACUGUCAAGAAAAGGGCAUUAUUCCCACUGGUUUCUGCUAAAUCUAUGGUCCACCAUCUAAUUCUUUUUCCUAAUUGUUAUUUGGUAGUGGCACUCGCACCAAGUAUGGGGAGAAAACGAGGGAAAGAAGUAAUUAACGCAAAACUCAAGUGGCCAAUCUAAUCCAAUCCAUCAUUAUGACCAUGAGUACAGAAUUUUUAAACAAUGAUCACUUCCUUAUAGCAUACUUGUACGGUUGUACCCACUGCCAAUCCUCUCCAAAAUGUUCAUCUUUCCAUUUUCCUUGAUCACAGAAGGAACCGCUUGCUCAAAGAUAUGUUACUUCUGUCCAGGGCUACGGAUGAGCCAAGUUGUGAGUGGCUUCGUGUUCGGUUCGAGGGAAGCUUGUUUGACACUCGACUCGUUUAGUAACGAUUCGAGUUUGAACUAAGUCUUAUCCGGCUUGCAAAACUUGUGAGUCAGCUCGAUUCAAUGACUUCUUGAAUACAACUCGGGAGCUAGCUCAUUUUGAGCUAUGAGUUAGUUUGACGGUAUAGCUAACAAGCACCUCAACUAGCAAGUUAGGAACAAAUUGAUUACUAGCUUAUCAUUGGCUUGCUAUUCAUAAGUUAGUUAGAUUUUAGGGUUAAUAUCCUAGUUUGGUCGAAGUUUAGCAUGAGUGACAGUUAUGGCCCCAUUUUUCAAAUAAAACAUUUACGGCCUACUUUUGAAAUUAUUUGAUAGAUUUGAUUCAGAACUUGUGUUGACUGUUAAUACUAACGGUCAAACACUUAUUCUAUUAGUGACUAGCAAAAAAACUGCAAAUUUGGUUAUACAUUGCUUUGUCAUUAAAUACUAAUAAUUUAUUAUUUUGUCCCCUAAUUAAUAAUGAAAAAUUAAAAAAAAAUCCCCAAAGAUGGAUCCGCUCCACUUUCUCCUCUCUGUUUGGGGUCUAAAUCCACUUCCUCCAUUGCUUCUCGAAGUUCCAGACUCCAAUUGGAGUAAACACUCGAUCCUCCCCUGUCACCCCGACGGCGGUACCAACUCACAAAGUCACCGUCCAUGAACGGAUCCAGCUUCUCCACAGCGAUCCCUUUCUCCCCGCCGUCGCUUCCUCCACCCGCCGCCGUCGACAACAAAGCGAAACUAUUCUCAGCAGUCGUCGUUGAUGUACCGCCCCUUGGUAACCCUGCCUCUUCCAACGAAAUUUCUAUCUCCACGGCAGCUUCUGCCGCAAACGCCGUCGCCGAACAAACCCUCGCCGUAAAAAUUUGAUGCUCGCUGGCCGCAAUGGCGUAAUAAUAACGGUCAAUACAAGUUUCGGACCAAAUCUGUUCAACAAUUUCAAAAGUAGCCAGUAAAUGUCUUAUUUAAAA